AUGUUAGGCCUUUCUCUAGAGCCCAGCAUGCUGGAAGGUCCUACCACUUGCCUCACAUUCCUCAGAAUCGAGGUAGACACAGUUAACCUGAAGCUACGCCUUCCUACAGAUAAGCUUGACAGAUUGCUGAAUGAGCUUGAGGAGGCAUGGGGUCGGAAAGUCAUAUCAGAACGGAAACUGCAGAGCCUUACUGGCCUCCUACAGUACGCCUGCAAGGUAGUCAGGCCUGGUAGAUCCUUCUUGCAAAGGUUGUAUGCUCUUGAGAAGGUGGGCUCUACCCCAGAUCAUCACAUUCGUCUGAUUGUAGCAGCAAGAGCCGACGUGAUGUGGUGGCAGCUAUUUGUCUCUCAUUGGAAUAGGGUAAUCAUGCUUUGGAACCCUAAACACUCGCAAGCCGACAUCCUGGUAUUUACAGACGCUUCAGGCUCCUGGGAGGGUGGAGCUUUUUGUUCACACCUCUGGUUCUCUUUUCAGUGGCCACUCAACCUGAAGCCAACUUCUAUGCAGGUCAAAGAGCUCAUCCCAGUUGUUAUUGCAGCGGCCUUGUUUGGAAGGUCAUGGAGAGGGAAGCUAAUUGUGUUUUCGGUGGACAACUAA
Messenger RNA from Amphimedon queenslandica, 597 nucleotides. RefSeq lists its product as uncharacterized. Lineage: Eukaryota; Metazoa; Porifera; Demospongiae; Haplosclerida; Niphatidae. Bases 1 to 597 code for a protein of 198 amino acids. The transcript has a single exon. The record is from RefSeq and is a predicted model, not a curated record.